Messenger RNA from Trichomonas vaginalis G3, 1256 nucleotides. RefSeq lists its product as uncharacterized. The annotation marks the transcript as partial. The transcript has a single exon. NCBI's taxonomy places the organism in Eukaryota, Parabasalia, Trichomonadida, Trichomonadidae. The record is from RefSeq and is a predicted model, not a curated record.
AUGAGUGAUAAAGCUAUCAUUGCUGGAGGGAAGAAACUCUUUCAGGAAUUUGAUAACAUACCUGAUGGAGUUAAUCCUGAAACAAGAAGAAAAUAUUUAAAUGACGCAAUUGAUUCUUAUGAAGGUUUCGACAUUGCAAAAGAGUCUGAAGCAUUAUGCAAAAAAUUUAAAGUUAAUAUCGAUUACUACUAUUGUUCUCCACAAGAAAAGGAAGACAUUAAUGUUGAAGAUGUAGAUUUCGAACUUGUUGAAAGUUACAUUGUUGAUCCAAAUUACAAAACAAUCAAUUUCUUACUAACAAAGAACAAAGACGGACAGCUACACACAGAUGCCAUCACAGAUGUUGAAAGAUUAGUCGGUUUCAGAGUUUGUCCUUACUGCAAAGAAGAAGUUUACAGUUUAAUCGAUGAUCCAGAUAGAAAGAAUCAAGCAAGAUUUUGGAAACAUUGUGAGAAGUGCAAGAUGAACGGUUGCAAGUUAAUUCAAGAUGUUCAAUUACAACCAACUCAACAACCUUACGCUCCACACAUUACAAAACAAAAGAUCUACCAGUUCUUACUAGCUUAUGGCUUACAAGAUUACUACAAACCAACAAUACACUACAUUACAUUUGAUUUUGAAACAUUAGAGACAACAGAGGAAAAAUCAAUUACUAAAUCAACAACUUUAAAUGCAGUAUUAAAACCAUUCAUGGUCUCAAGUGUAUGCGAAGAUGUUACAAAGAACCUUUGUUAUGCUACUGAUGAAAACUUUAUUAUCAAUUGGAUUGAUUGGUUAUUUGAAAAAGCAAAAGAAGUUAAAGAAUUGAACAUGAAUCAAUAUGAAGAAGUUUUUAGUAAAUUGAAAACAAUUGAACAAGAAGAAAAAUUUCUAAAACUAAUCGAAGACGAAUAUUCAAAUGUAAAUGUGAUUGGAUUUAAUUCAAGCAAGUUCGAUUUGAAUUUAAUCUUAAGAGAGUUUAAUACUGCACGAUGGAAGAUUUUGUCAAUGCUUGGCUCUUCUUCGCAGUAUAAACAAAUCACAGUUCAUAAGAAAGAAUAUCCAAAUUUGAGAUUCAUUGAUAUCAGAAACUUUGUUGCAGGUGGUACAUUAGAUCAAUUUACUCAAGACUUUGGAGAUAAUGUUAAAAGAGUUAAAUCGUUCUUUCCUUAUCAAGCUAUAACAUGGGACAAUUGGAAAGAAGAAUUAUUCAAAACUGAACCAUUCACGAAAGAAAUGUUCUUCUCAAGUUUAACUCAACAAACAAUUGCAGAUGA